Messenger RNA from Sander lucioperca (pikeperch), 2158 nucleotides. It is a transcript of the gene ugdh, whose product is annotated as UDP-glucose 6-dehydrogenase. The coding region runs from base 270 to 1760 and encodes 496 amino acids. Gene Ontology annotation, molecular function: UDP-glucose 6-dehydrogenase activity; NAD binding. NCBI's taxonomy places the organism in Eukaryota, Metazoa, Chordata, Actinopteri, Perciformes, Percidae. The record is from RefSeq and is a predicted model, not a curated record. Gene Ontology annotation, biological process: glycosaminoglycan biosynthetic process. The transcript has 12 exons. Gene Ontology annotation, cellular component: cytosol; nucleus.
UGGUUUCAUGAAGAUUGAGGUGGUAGUGUACAAGAACUACGUACCCUUAGUUUAGGUAAAGGUAGUGCAGGAGACAGCUGUGAGAGAAACGCUGCUGCUGUGAGUUUGUUCGUCGAGCACUAGUUUACAUUUUAGUUAAAGACAUUAACAUCGUUUGUAACCGAUCACCGGCUCCGUAACCGACGGCUGUUUCGACACAUUGACGUUAAAGAGAGGAGCUAACAUAAUCUGCGCUUUCCUGAAGUUGACUGACUGUCGAGUUGGCAGAGAUGUUUCAGAUAAAGAAGAUCUGCUGCAUUGGUGCUGGGUAUGUAGGAGGCCCAACAUGUAGUGUGAUCGCCAACAUGUGUCCAGAGAUCACAGUGACCGUCGUGGAUGUCAAUGAGUCCCGCAUCAAAGCCUGGAACUCGGACACUCUGCCCAUAUAUGAGCCGGGUCUGAAAGAGGUGGUUGAAUCAUGCAGAGGGAGAAAUUUGUUUUUCUCUACAGACAUAGACUCAGCCAUCAGGGACGCAGACCUCGUCUUUAUCUCGGUGAACACCCCAACUAAGACCUAUGGGAUGGGGAAGGGUCGUGCGGCUGAUCUUAAGUUCAUCGAGGCGUGUGCCCGACGGAUUGUGGAGGUAUCGGAUGGUUACAAGAUUGUCACAGAGAAGAGCACCGUCCCGGUUCGAGCUGCUGAGAGCAUUAGGCGGAUAUUUGAUGCCAACACCAAGCCCAGCCUCAACCUACAAGUGCUGUCCAACCCAGAGUUCCUCGCAGAAGGAACAGCAGUGCGGGAUCUGAAGGAGCCAGACCGUGUCCUGAUUGGUGGAGACGAAACAGCCGAAGGUCAAAGGGCAAUCAGAGCGCUGUGUGCCGUCUAUGAACACUGGGUCCCCAAAGCACGCAUCAUCACCACCAACACGUGGUCGUCCGAGCUGUCCAAACUGGCAGCCAAUGCAUUCCUGGCACAGCGCAUCAGCAGCAUCAACAGUAUCAGUGCUCUCUGUGAGGCCACCGGGGCCGAUGUGGAGGAGGUUGCCAAGGCAAUCGGUAUGGACCAGAGAAUAGGCAGCAAGUUUCUCAAAGCCAGCGUAGGUUUUGGUGGAAGCUGUUUCCAGAAGGACGUGCUGAAUUUGGUGUACCUGUGCGAGGCCCUCAACCUGCCCGAAGUAGCCUCCUACUGGCAGCAGGUGAUCGACAUGAAUGAGUACCAAAGGCGGCGCUUUGCCUGCAGGAUUAUUGACUGCCUCUUCAACACUGUUACUGGUAAAAAGCUUGCUCUGCUGGGCUUCUCCUUCAAAAAAGACACAGGUGACACAAGGGAGUCUUCCAGUAUCUACAUCUCUAAGUAUCUGAUGGAUGAGGGAGCCAAGCUGUUCAUCUAUGACCCCAAAGUUCUCAAGGAACAAAUAAUUCAUGACCUCUCCCAGCCCAACAUCUCAGAGGACAACCCAGAAAGAGUGUCAGAGCUGGUGACUGUGACCUCAGACCCUUACGAGGCCUGCCAGAGUGCACACGCAUUGGUCAUCUGCACUGAGUGGGACAUGUUUAAGGAGCUGGACUAUGAAAAGAUUUACAAGAAGAUGCUGAAGCCGGCCUUUAUAUUUGAUGGUCGCAGAGUGCUGGACCACCUCCACCCUCACCUCCAGAACAUUGGCUUCCAGAUCGAGACCAUCGGUAAGAAAGUGAUCGCAACACGAAUUCCCUACACUCCGGCAGCUGCUUGUCCUCGCAUCGCUGCCAGUGAACCUCCCACCAAGAAAGCCAAAGUCUAAAAACUCCCUUCAGCUCCUCAUAAACAACAUGCAACACAUUCCUCUCUUAACCUUUUUAUUGCUGGUACACGCCUAAUUAUCGAAAAAGGCCAAAACAGUGUGACUAACUGCUCCCCUGCAGUGGGUCUGAGGGGAAGAAGUUGAGCCUUCAGUCCAAUAUAGUGUGAAUGUGAUCCAUGAAUGUGUUCGAAUCUUUGGAAGAUGUUUAUUGGUAAACCAUCAACAAACUGUUCAUUUUAUACAUUUCAUUUGUCAACCAAACAUUUCAGAUGCAGCCAUAGAUGCACCGUCCAUGUUCUAUUCCAAAUGAACACUUUUAUUGUGAGUCUACUUUCUGACAGUAUUUACUAGAUAAUCAAGUAGUGUUGCUAAAUUGCAAAACAAUUUUAUACUAUUUU